This is a messenger RNA of Mangifera indica (mango), 1728 nucleotides long. RefSeq names its product calcium/calmodulin-regulated receptor-like kinase 2. The transcript has 8 exons. The record is from RefSeq and is a predicted model, not a curated record. Gene Ontology annotation, biological process: protein phosphorylation. Gene Ontology annotation, molecular function: protein kinase activity; ATP binding. Bases 311 to 1585 code for a protein of 424 amino acids. NCBI's taxonomy places the organism in Eukaryota, Viridiplantae, Streptophyta, Magnoliopsida, Sapindales, Anacardiaceae.
AAAGCACUUCUGUCUUGUCUGUUACUCCUAUAACAAGUCUACAAGCGUGUUUUUAUCCUUUCUUUCAUGUAAGCCUCCAAUUAGGACUCCUUCCUUUUUUUCUACUUGAAGAUCAAACUCGGAACAGUUAUGAAGUUUAAUCCUUUUACUGGGUCUCCACAUCAACCAGAGUCAGGACCACUCAAGUCAAUUGCCCCUCUGAGCCAUUCAUUUUCAUCAUCCCUUUCUGGGUUCUGCAGUUUUUAAGGAGCCUUUAUCAGUUUUUCCUGCAAGAUGUUUUCAUUGCCCGAAGUUCAGAAGAGACCAAAGAAUGGUUCAUAAAGGUGAUUUGGUUAUUAUCGGCAUCUGUGUGGGUUUGUUCCUUGGCAUUUUCAUAGCUGUGCUUGCAUUUUUUGGCAUAAGAUGGUACAAGAAGCAUGCUCAUAUUUUGCGGCGUACAAAUGAACGAAGUGUUGCUACUCAUCCUAUACGCACAAAUGGCUUGGGUACGAGCACUGAUUUCAGCGCUUCACUUUCAAGUACCGUGACUGUUAAGGGUUCGCAAUACUCUCAGAAAAGUUCUCAGCCGUCUUGGUGGAGUCAUCAUAGUAAAGACCGCUUUGUUUCUGCUUCAAGCAUACCUAGAUAUCCUUACAAGGAUAUUCAGAAAGCUACACAAAAUUUUACCACUAUACUAGGACAAGGAUCUUUUGGUCCAGUAUAUAAAGCAACAAUGCCUGCAGGAGUAGCAGCUGUAAAGGUUCUUGCUUCUAAUUCACAUCAGGGAGAGAAAGAAUUCCAAACAGAGGUGUGUCUGCUUGGAAGGUUGCAUCAUAGGAAUCUUGUGAAUUUGAUAGGAUACUGUGUAGAUAAAGGACAACACAUGCUAAUUUAUGAGUUUAUGAGUAACGGGAGCUUGGAAAACCAUAUAUAUAGUGAAGACAAGGCUCUGAGUUGGGAAGAAAGGUUUCAAAUUGUUCUUGAUAUAGCACAUGGAAUUGAGUAUCUUCAUGAAGGGGCCGUUCCACCGGUAAUACAUCGUGAUUUAAAGUCUGCUAAUAUAUUGCUAGACUACUCCAUGAGAGCCAAGGUUGCUGAUUUUGGGCUAUCGAAAGAAGAGGUCUUUGACGGCCGAAACUCUGGUCUAAAGGGGACUUAUGGAUACAUAGACCCAGCUUAUGUUUCUACAAACAAGUUCACCAUGAAGAGUGACAUUUACAGUUUUGGCAUUAUCAUCUUUGAGCUUAUAACAGCCAUCCAUCCACACCAAAACUUAAUGGAAUAUGUUAAUCUUGCUUCUAUGAGUCCAGAUGGCGUCGAUGAAAUUCUUGAUAAGCAAUUGAUUGGAGCAUGUGAUAUCGAAGAAGUAAGGGCGCUAGCUAGGAUUGCUCACAAGUGCCUGCACAAAAUGCCCAGAAAACGACCUUCGAUCGGAGAAGUUACACAGGCUGUACUGAAGAUAAAACAGAGGCGCCUUGCCAAAGAAGACACAAUGUCUUUUGUCGACAGAGAUUCUUCUUUUUCGCGAGUCAUAAGCCGGAUAGAAGAUCAACAGAUCGAGCUGAGUAAGUUGGCUGAAACAAAGGAGAGGCAUGAAGAGGUGUGAUUGGGUUUUGGUUUUUUAAAUCUCAUUUUGGUUUAGGGUUUUAAGUUUUGACCAUUAGCCUUCCCUGGUAGUACAUAUUUUAUUAUCAAAAGUCUAUACAAACUAUAGUGAGUUAUAUAGAAGAGCCUUGCCAUUCUGUCCCA